Dacryopinax primogenitus is the source of this 462-nucleotide messenger RNA. RefSeq lists its product as uncharacterized. NCBI's taxonomy places the organism in Eukaryota, Fungi, Basidiomycota, Dacrymycetes, Dacrymycetales, Dacrymycetaceae. The record is from RefSeq and is a predicted model, not a curated record. Bases 1 to 462 code for a protein of 153 amino acids. The transcript has 2 exons.
AUGACGUCUAUGAUACCAGUCGAACCUACUUACGCCGCAAUGGCAACUUCACCUACUACGGGGCGCAAGUUCUUCAGACGGUCAUCAGAGUCCCACUAUAAUCACCCCUCUGAUGUGGGCGGUGCUGCUCUUCAAGCAACGACAGACCCUGUCACAAAUGCCGCGAUGGAAGAAGAGCUCGAGAUGGAGCAAGAAGAGGAAGAAGGCUGGGUGGGCGAGGCUCGCAGGAUCUGGCGACGCAUGUCGUUUGGGGGCACGGCGAGCAAGCCUGCCGUCGAGGGAAAGGAGAAGGAAAAAGAGAAUAAAGUACCCAUUAUCAAGCCUCCUGUGAAGGCACCCGCCCAACCCGUUGCGGGACAUGAGCACGAGCAUACACAUGGCCCGCUGGCGUCGGAGGGGCAUGCGAAGGGGAAGGAGGUGCCUGCCGUACCGGAGACGGAGGAAGUGCCUGCUCCACAAUGA